Molecule: messenger RNA, 3211 nt
Organism: Etheostoma cragini (Arkansas darter)
Lineage: Eukaryota; Metazoa; Chordata; Actinopteri; Perciformes; Percidae
Gene: klhl5
Product: kelch-like family member 5
Exons: 13
Coding region: 139-2487 (782 amino acids)
Molecular function (GO): protein binding
Source: RefSeq, a predicted model, not a curated record
CCGCUCACUACAUCCACUCGCGGUAAACGUGCCUUGCGGUUGCCAGGAGAGACACGCGCACAGUUGGGUACAGUGUACAGCUGGAACGCCAGAGCGGUAAGGGCUCUCCCCCGCCAUUUCAUCUUGUCAAGCCCUGGAAUGUCGAGUAGCGGCUCGGGCUCUUCCACGCGGAAGGAGUUCGAUGUGAAGCAGAUCCUCAGGAUCCGAUGGAGGUGGUUCGGUCACCCCGCUGUCCCUCCGCCUCAAUCUCCGCCGCUUGGAGACUACUUCGCUGGGAGGAGAGCGGGCGGUAUCUCCACAGACGGACCUUCAGUAAGCGGCUGUAGCACCUCGAAUUCAGCCAGCGCAAACCCCAGCGUCGGGGGUCACAGCGGGCUGGUCGCAAGCGGCAGCGCUGGUUCUAACCUGUGUAACGGCAGCAACAGAAAGUUUGCUGAUCCGACGGGGAGUCGGGGUGGUGGAGCGGCAGUUGGAGCAACGGGGAGCUCCUGUCCCCGCUCCUUUAGCCAGCCAGAGUGCAGAAGCCCCGCUGCGGCGUUGUCGUGGGUCUCGCCGCCGCUUCAUCGUCGCUCCCAUCCGGCGACGGGCAUGGAUGCCCCUGGCGAUGCCCCUUUGCCCCACCUGGAACCCGAGCCAUCUGCUCACGUCGGGGUUGAAGAGGAGGCGGUGGCACCUUCAGCGUCGGGCACCGAGGACAACAACAACCAGCCGGAAACCGACUCCAGCUCCUGCAGGACGUCUAAUAGCAGUGCCACACUGUCCUCAUGUGUGUCGAUGGAGCCAUGUGCAUGUCCAGAGGAGUGUAUGUUCACCGCUCUGUCCCACGCCGACGUCACCUUCCGUAAGAUGGAGGGCUACCUGAGGUCCCGACAGCUGUGUGAUGUCAUACUGGUGGCUGGAGACAGGCGGAUACCUGCACACAGAAUUGUCCUCUCAUCCGUGUCGGACUACUUUGCGGCCAUGUUCACCAGUGAUGUGAGGGAGGCCAAGCAGGAUGAGGUGAAGAUGGAAGGAGUGGACCCUGAUGCGUUGUGGGUACUUGUGCAGUAUGCAUACACAGGUCGUCUUGAGUUGAGGGAGGACACCAUUGAGUCUGUGCUGUCUGCCUCCUGCCUACUGCAGUUGUCUUCGGUGGUUCAGGCCUGCUGUUCGUUCCUCAUGAAGCAGUUGCACCCUUCCAACUGUCUGGGUAUCCGCUCCUAUGCCGACGCUCAGGGCUGCAAUGACCUGCAGAGGGCCGCUCAUGCCUACACCAUGGAACACUUUUUAGAAGUGAUGGGAUGCCAGGAGUUCCUGUUGCUACCUGUGGAGGAGAUGGAGAGGCUGAUCACGUCUGAUGACGUCAACGUGCCAGAUGAGGAGACCGUGGUAACGUCUUUGCUAACAUGGGUCCUUCAUGACACAGACAUGCGACAACAUCACCUACCCUCGCUGCUGGCUCACAUACGACUGCCACUGCUGCAGACACAGUUCUUGGCAGACUUGGAGUCCAACCCUCUGCUCCGGAACAGUAUGGAGUGCCAGCGACUGUUGAUGGAAGGGAUGAAGUAUCAACUCUUGCCUCAGCGUCAGCCCCAACUUCAGAGUCCCCGCACCCGGCCCCGCAAGGCAACUGUUGGGGCCAUGUUCGCCGUUGGGGGCAUGGACGCUACAAAAGGCGCUACCAGUAUCGAGCAGUACUGUCUGCGUCGGGACACGUGGAGGCAGGUAGCCACCAUGAGUGGACGGAGACUACAGUUUGGUGUAGCCGUCCUUGAUGGCCGUCUCUAUGUCGUGGGCGGCCGCGAUGGACUCAAGACUCUAAACACUGUGGAGUGUUACAACCCGCACAGCAAGUCCUGGAGUGUUAUGCCUCCCAUGUCCACCCACAGGCAUGGCUUGGGCGUAGCUGUCCUAGAGGGGCCCAUGUAUGCAGUAGGAGGACAUGAUGGCUGGAGCUACCUCAGCACAGUAGAAAGGUGGGACCCCCAAGCUCGCCAGUGGAGCUUUGUUGCAAGUAUGGCUACACCAAGAAGCACAGCGGGGGUAGCUGUUCUCAAUGGCAAGCUGUAUGCAGUAGGUGGACGUGACGGCUCAUCUUGCCUGCGUUCAGUGGAGUGUUUCGACCCCCACACCAACAGGUGGAAUGGUUGUGCUCCUAUGGCUAAAAGGCGUGGAGGUGUGGGUGUGGCCACAUGGCAUGGCUUCCUGUACGCCAUCGGAGGUCAUGAUGCUCCGGCCUCGUCCCUUGCAUCUCGGCUAAGUGAUUGUGUGGAAAGGUAUGACCCUCAAACAGAUGUGUGGACGGCCGUUGCCCCCAUGAGCAUCAGCAGAGAUGCCGUUGGUGUUUGUCUCCUUGGUGACCGCCUCUACGCUGUGGGCGGUUAUAACGGGCAGGUGUAUCUUAAUGCUGUAGAGGCCUACGACCCUCAGACAAACGAGUGGACACAGGUAGCACCUCUGUGUCUGGGCAGGGCAGGAGCAUGUGUAGUGGCCGUCAGACUGUGAAAACUCUGUGAAAAGACUGUGAAAACACAACAUCAGACAUGGCAGACGGUGCAUGAUGUGGCUCAGAUGCUUUGUGUUACUUCUGACAUGGUCACUGAAGGUACACCAAGAAACAGCCUGUGUUCUGUGACCAACCAUGGGAAGUGAGAGACUGAUUACUAAACACACUUGGGGUUUUACACUUUGGCAAAGUCAGAUUUAACUCUCCUGAACGACUGCCGUUAUUCAUCUUAAUGUUCUUAAUGGUUUGGUUAGGGUUGUCAUGUGUCCGGUUUAUGAUAAAGUUUCCAUAUAUGAACAUUCUGAAAGCUUCACCAACAGUAGUGAAACAACACUGACAUAAUGAAGAGGAAUUUGCAGUGUUUAUCUAUGCAUGAUAGAACACUUUUAUCUCAGCUUUCUUUUCUCAACUAUUAUUUUGUUCCUGUAGACAAGGUAGGACAGACACGCACACUCACAUGCUUGCUUUCAGCUUCUAUUUCUGCUUUCAGAAAGGAGAGAGAGACAGAGAGAGAGUUUGUUAAGAUUGUUGAGGUGCCUCAUCAUUUUACGCUCUCGAUGCUCAAAACAAUAUCUGAUAGGGCAUAUAUUAAAAUAGCAUCAACGCUAUUAUUUUAUGAUGCAGUUAGCAAUUUGUUCUCCUCUUUUUUUUUUUCUUUCUCGCCCACUGACAGAUGAAAGAAAGACUUUUGACAGCAUAACCUUCUGAACAGCCAUACUGUAA